AUGGAUCUCCAGGAGACCCAGCGCAUCCUCUCCGUUUACCUGCAUGAACUUGCGGACCUCUUCCAUCGCGUGCCUGGAUCAGCGAUUUUCCUCCGCUAUGUGAAAUCCAGCUACCAAGACGACCCAAUUCGCUCCGCCGUCGAGCUCUUCCUGUUCCUGUUCGCCGUUCGAUACCUGUUGGCUCCGAAGUAUUCCACCAAGCCCGGAGUCGUACCACUUACCGAAGAUGAGAUCGAUGAUUUGGUGGACGAAUGGAUCCCUGAGCCUCUCGUUGGAAAACCUAGCAGCCUGGAAGAGAUGGAAGUCGAUAAACGCACAGUAAUUGUCGGCCCUGUCGGCCCCAAAUCAAAACUCGCCAAUGGCCGAACCGUCAUGAACCUCGGAUCCUUCAAUUUUUAUAACUUCAACACAAAUGAAUCGCUGAAGGAACAGGCCAUCCAGACUCUCCGCACGUACGGUGUUGGCCCCUGUGGCCCCCGCGGUUUCUACGGCAGUCAGGAUGUCCACAUGAAGACCGAAGAUGACGUUUCGGCUUUCUUAGGCACCACGGCCUGUAUCAUUUACUCCCAGGCAUUUUCCACGAUUUCCAGUGUUAUUCCCGCUUUCUCGAAGCGUGGAGACAUUAUCGUUGCGGAUAAGGGUGUCAGUUUCGCCAUUCGCAAAGGUAUCCAGAUUUCCCGAAGCAUAGUCCGCUGGUAUGAGCACAACGACAUGGAGGAUUUGGAAAGAGUCCUCGCAAAGGUCACUAAAGAGCAGGCCCGGAAGCCUUUGACUCGCAGAUUCAUCAUCACCGAGGGACUCUUCGAGACCUAUGGCGACAUGGCAGAUUUGCCCAAGAUUGUCGAGCUCAGAUUGAAGUACAAGUUCCGUCUCAUCCUAGAUGAGACAUGGUCCUUCGGUGUUCUUGGUCGCACUGGCCGUGGUAUCACCGAGCAUCAGAACGUUGACGCAGCCGAAGUUGACAUGAUUGUGGGAUCACUGGCUGGUCCCCUCGUUGCUGGCGGUGGCUUCUGUGCUGGCUCAGAGGAGAUCGUUCACCACCAGCGUAUCUCGGCUGCUGCUUACACUUUCUCGGCUGCGCUUCCUGCCCUGCUCUCAACUACUGCCAGCGCCACUAUCAAAAUCCUCCAGGACAGCCCCGAGACUGUGUCCCAGCUCCGUGAACACACCAAGGCUAUGCGGGCCCAGUUAGAUCCCCGCAGUGACUGGGUUUACUGCACCAAUGCCCCCGAGAACCCUAUCCAAAUCCUGGCCAUCAAGCCAGAGGUCGUUGCAGCCAAGAGGCUAACGACUGAAGAUCAGCAGUUCUUGUUGCAGGACGUGGUUGAUGAGUGUCUUGCCAAUGGCGUCCUCAUUACACGAUUGAAGACUCUCGAAGACAACUUUGAGCCCAAGCAGGUUCUGUUCCCCGCCUUGAAGGUGUGCGUUACAACCGGCCUUACCAAGAAAGAAAUCGAAAAGGCGGGCACGAUCAUCCGUCAUGCCAUCACGAAGGUGAUGAGCAAGAGGAAAUGA
Penicillium olsonii is the source of this 1515-nucleotide messenger RNA. The record is from the annotation of a GenBank genome assembly. NCBI's taxonomy places the organism in Eukaryota, Fungi, Ascomycota, Eurotiomycetes, Eurotiales, Aspergillaceae.